Messenger RNA from Penicillium paradoxum, 1671 nucleotides. Its product is annotated as FHA domain protein. The coding region runs from base 1 to 1671 and encodes 556 amino acids. Lineage: Eukaryota; Fungi; Ascomycota; Eurotiomycetes; Eurotiales; Aspergillaceae. The record is from RefSeq and is a predicted model, not a curated record. Gene Ontology annotation, biological process: negative regulation of septation initiation signaling; mitotic spindle assembly checkpoint signaling; protein ubiquitination. The transcript is spliced from 3 exons. Gene Ontology annotation, cellular component: mitotic spindle pole body; ubiquitin ligase complex; cell division site. Gene Ontology annotation, molecular function: protein binding; ubiquitin protein ligase activity.
AUGUCUGCAUCAGUCACCGCCUCCACUUCCCUCCCUGACAGCCCUCGCCCCAGUCGCCUGCGUCGCUUCAGCCAUUUACGAACUUAUACUCACAACAUCUCCGCGACCUUGCCGACCGGUAAUCGUUAUAGACACAGUUUGAGUAGUCGACUUCCUUGGUGGUCCUCGAUCUCGGACUCGAUCUCUCCGACAAACCCCACAGCUCCCCCAUGCCCAGAAAGUGACCACCCGACACUUUCUCGUUACACCUCUGCGCCCGCCCCGAGUUACGGUUUUGGUGCCGAACUCAGCAGCCCAACCUCCUCGACUGAGUCCACCGAUUCUACACCCUCGAACGACGUUACUCAAACGUCACAUGUUAUGGCCCGCUUGAGGAGCGCAUCGGCCGUUCAGCGUCCACCACCUCGUACAGUAGAGCGGGCCACAGACACCAAUCCUCAAGAGUCCACUCCUUCCCCCGAGCCGGGCCCCGCCUCAAGUAAUGCAGCCGAGCCUACCAGCGCUCCCGCAGAGGAGCAGGUGGCUCCAUCAAAAUCGGACACAAAGGCAACCAUCCGGUUCUUCCCUUACCAAGACUCUGUUCAAAGCUCCAGGCCCUCGUUGCCUUUCGUCCCAGUUGCCCGCACCUUGCCGUCCGAGAGCUGUGUGAUUCGGGUCGGUCGAUACUCGGAGCGCGAUGGGCUGUCGACCCCCAACCCCACUGAGCCCUCGGAUGCCCCAGUGGGAUUCAAGUCGAAGGUAGUCAGCCGCAAACAUUGCGAGUUCUUGUACGUGAAUGGACAGUGGCAUCUCAAAGAUGUUGGCAGUUCUUCGGGCACUUUCUUGAACCACAUGCGCUUGAGUCAGCCGAAUAUGGUCUCCCGUCUGUAUUCCAUCAAAGACGGUGACAUCGUGCAGUUGGGUAUCGACUUCCGCGGCGGAGAAGAAAUGAUCUUUCGAUGCGUCCGGAUUCGAAUCGAAUGCAAUCGAUCAUGGCAGCAGAAACCCAAUGAGUUCAACAAAAACACAGAAAGUCUUAUCAAAAACUUAGGGAAGGGUGAAACAUCUGACUACUCGGGUUGCCGUGAAUGUUCAAUUUGUCUUGGCUCUGUCUUGCGGCCUUACCAGUGUUUGUUCAUGGCAGCAUGCGCACAUGUCUGGCAUUACAAAUGCAUCAGUCGUCUACUUCACUCGCCCGAUUACCCUAUGUUCCAAUGUCCCAACUGCCGUGCAUUCACUGAUCUCAACGCCGAGGUCGAUGAUUCGAAUGACGCCGAGGAGAAAAAUGAGACCCAGCCGACGGAAGUCAUGGCAUCCACUGACUCUGGAGAGCAGGCUGAGACGGAGCGGCGUUCGGUUAUUGAAACAAACAGCACAGAGGGAUCGCAUGAGCAGCUUGGAGAUCUUGCUGAAGAACACUUGGCCAGCGAUGUUGAGAAUCUGCAUCUUCAAGAUGAUCAGCAGACCGAUGACACUCGAAGCUCAGCCUCGCCGGCCCCCAAUUCAAGCACCGAUGACCUGAUUCGCAGCGCGACUAUUAGCAUCCCCGGGUGGCAACCGACACAACCACUCAAUGUGCCGGCUCGUCAAUCACAACUACGAUCAGACACCCCAACAUCUGAUGACAACCCAUUGACUCCACGAAACGACUCGGGUCCUCUGGCCUUUGAUGGUCGAGCAGGGAUGCCGUGA